Messenger RNA from Acipenser ruthenus (sterlet), 1265 nucleotides. RefSeq lists its product as uncharacterized. Lineage: Eukaryota; Metazoa; Chordata; Actinopteri; Acipenseriformes; Acipenseridae. The transcript has 7 exons. The coding region runs from base 93 to 1250 and encodes 385 amino acids. The record is from RefSeq and is a predicted model, not a curated record.
UCUAAUGAGGUUUUUUUCUUUGCUAGGCAACUGCUGCUGACAACAGCAUCUGGAAAAUUGUGUUCCAUCUCUCAGCAAAUAGAAAGACAACUAUGACUGUUGCUCAGGCCAUGACAAAUGGCUAUGGCAUAAACACUACACCAACUCGAAUUCUGGUUAGAGCUGCAUACAACUCCACAGAAAGCCAGCCUCAGGUGAUCCAAACUGUACCAAUGGCUGUGCUAAGAUCAACCACCUUUUAUAAGCAAAGAUGGAUGGUCAUGAUGGUGGACACUGCAGUUACAUGUCCUACUGAUGGAACAGCCUUCACAGAACAGAUGAUUACAUGGAAUGUUCCCCGUGUUCUGCCUCCUCUUGUUCCGACACCACAAAUUACUACCCUUGAUGUCCAAAUGGGAGUUGAUGGCCGCAAGCUUGACCCUGCAACGAUUCAUAGUAGAGAUUAUAAACUGGAUGUCAGUCCCCAGCUAAUCACUGUAAAAAUUCCUGUGGGAGCUGUUGGUGGAUAUUACAAGAGCCAUGUAUUGGACAACACCUAUGUGAUCUCUUACUCUAUUGAACCAAUGCUGGAGCAUACCUGGCAAGAUGGGCCUGAGAAGACCAAGUACACAGUACUUCAUCCAAUAACCACUCCUUUCAUGCCUCGGCCACCAGUUGUCACAAACCACACUGUUCCUAAAGCCAGAGUGUUCAAUGUGACCCUGGGGACAUUCCUGCCUGAUGUGGAGCUGGUCAAAAUUAUAGUUGGACCAGAGACGUUAACUGUGCCAGAAGCCAACCUAAAAGGUUAUAAUGUCCAGGAGCAUGUCUUUCCCAAUGGAUCCAAGACCUACACUCUCCAGGUGCCAUUUGAGGACCCCAAUGUGAAGCAAAAGGUAACUCCUCCAGACACCAGAACCUACAUUCUGCCCCUGACCUACUUGCUGAAAAUAGUGCCAGAGAAUACACCCUUUACUCAUCCUGCUGUAGUCGAAGCCAUUCUCAAAGACAUCAUUCCACCUACAGUAACUGGCUACUGUGAUGGUGCUGCAUUCUAUACCAUGGUAACAUAUGGCAACAUGGGUCGCAACUGGAUUCCUUUUGUGGGCUCAAGAGAACUUGGUGGAAGUCUGCUUGCCCUGUACAAGUAUAAUGCCAACUCUACCAAUUUCUGGAUGACUGUCCCAUACAAUUCAGUUGAUGCCACAUAUGAAGUAAGUGAUGGAACUUUAAAAUGUGUGUUAGCUGUUUUGGGUUCAACACAUUACUGACCUGAUGUAUUGUCU